This is a messenger RNA of Episyrphus balteatus (marmalade hoverfly), 5540 nucleotides long. It is a transcript of the gene baz, whose product is annotated as partitioning defective 3 homolog B. The record is from RefSeq and is a predicted model, not a curated record. Gene Ontology annotation, biological process: cell adhesion; establishment of cell polarity; establishment or maintenance of epithelial cell apical/basal polarity. The transcript has 10 exons. Lineage: Eukaryota; Metazoa; Arthropoda; Insecta; Diptera; Syrphidae. Gene Ontology annotation, cellular component: apical plasma membrane; apical junction complex; adherens junction. Gene Ontology annotation, molecular function: protein binding; phosphatidylinositol binding. Bases 1631 to 5308 code for a protein of 1225 amino acids.
AUUUCAAAUGUAAACGAGUUGUUGACGAGAACGCGUGUGUAAUCAAAUCGGUGUGUGUUGCGCGUACAUUACCUGUUUUUAUUUUAAUUCAAAACUCUUCUUUCAAUUACAUUAUAAUUGUAUUUAUUGCACAACAACAAACCAAACAACGAAAAAAAUGUGCAUAACAAUUCGAUACGAGUAACUUUGUUAAACAUUUGCCACUAUUUUGUGGCAAAAAAGUGCAAUAAAACAAAGUUUUAAAUUGAAACUACUACGAUCACUCGUCUCAUCUACCAUCUCAACCAUCAUCAUCAACACCUGAGGAAUUUUUUCAACAACACAUUUCGGAAGCAGUUCCAGCAGCGCAGCACCCGGCCAAAGCACUUCAACAGAAAAAAAAAAAGAUAAAACAAAAAAACAACAAAGCAAGUUAAAACAUUUUUUUACUUGUUUGUGUGAUUCAUUUUUGUGUCGGUAUUUUUCUUACUAAACGAAAGAAAGAAUUGAAUUAUAUGUGUUUGUGUAUUUUAAACAUGUUUCUAUUGCAUAUAUCCUGUAAAAUAUAGAAAAACAAAGUUUCUCAAUAAAAAAAAAACCCAACGUUCAUCUCUCUGAGUGCAUUUAUUAUUUUUGUUGUUGUUGUGAACAUAAAAUCUACUCUACUUGCUGGGUUUUUUUUUUUCUAUGUUGCUAGCAUAACAACGGUCGUCCGGAACACAAGGUGCUGCAUAAACAAAGGAAAUUUAAUUGAUCUACUACUACUCGCUCUGUUGGCUCGUUCAGUUUGAAUAGUUCCUUCCUGUAGUUCCCCUUUACUCUAUCUCUGUCGCGCACCCUAUUUUAGGAUUUUUUUCAAACGGACAUCUGUCAAGUGGGUCCUUGUUUUUUUUUACAUAAUUUCUGCGUGUUUGGUUGCUUCGUCCUUAAUCUUUAUCAACAUUGCGGUGCAAUGUUCUUGAAUGAUCUAUGUGUAUUUUUUUUUCUCUAUAAACAUGUUGCUAAUGGAUUAGAUUCAUAACUUUUUUAUAAAGGAAUAAAAUUUAAAUAAAAUUAAAAGUGCUUGUUUGUAUUUUUUUUUUGUACAAGUUGAAAAAUUAAGUCAGUUUUUUUUUGGUGUUCUCUCACAAAAUUUAUUGAAAACCAAGUAGAUACAUAAUAAAAUGAAGGUUACGGUUUGUUUUGGUUCGGUGCGCAUCGUUGUACCAUGUGGAAGUGGUGACUUGCUGGUAAAGGAUUUAAUUCAUGAAGCAACUAGACGUUAUAAAAAAGCUGUUGGCAAGGUAAGACAUACAUACCACUCCGGAUAUUAUGGUUACGAGUGAUUUUUAAACUCAAGUGAACCCACAGAAGGGAACCAGACUCUUGGGUAGCUGUCCAUCAUUUACAAACACAAUCAGGAAUUCUUGACCCCGAUGACUGUUUACGGGAUGUCGCUGAUGACCGCGAACAAAUUUUGGCCAGUUUCGAAGACUCUGGCCCCGAUCCUGGUGUUCCGCAGGGUGGAGGUGACGGUGCCAGCGGAAGUUCAUCCGUCGGCACCGGUAGUCCCGACAUUUUCCGCGAUCCAACAAACACAGACGCUACAACGGGCAGCCAUGCAAAUGCAUCAGUGCCUCACAUUGAGGUAACCAGUACGACAGUAUGUCCGAUGAACGGAUUGGGUUUGCAAGUGCGGCGCAGUAGUGAUCCAAAUUUAUUGGCGUCACUUAAGAAUCAAUCAGAAGCGAAUAAGCGUUGGUCGGCGGCAGCUCCAGCUUGUCGGGACGAUUCACCUGAUCGAAUAAUGGACAAAGUCGUCUAUUUAUCACCACAGUGGGAGGAGGAGGAUGAUCUGACACAUCAGUCGGCGCAGCCACAACAGAAUUUUGCCCGAUCGGGCAGACUGUCGAUGCAGUUUUUGGGUGAUGGCAAUGGGUAUAAAUGGAUGGAAGCGGCCGAGAAACUUCAAACACAGUCGUACUCAACCAAGUCGCUUCCUAGAGAAACUGGAAAACGAAAAGAACCUCUGGGCCAGGCUUACGAAUCCAUCAGAGAGAAAGAUGGAGAAAUGCUACUCAUCAUCAACGAAUAUGGCGGUCCUCUUGGUCUAACUGCAUUGCCUGAUAGUGAGAAUGGUGGUCUUAUAGUGCAGCAUGUUGAACUAGGAAGCAGGGCUGAGCGAGGUCGACUACGAAGAGGCGAUCGAAUAUUAGAAAUAAAUGGAACUAAACUUGUCGGCCUCAGCGAAGGUAAAGUCCAAGAUCACCUGCGAAGGUCCUUGGAAUCAUCUGAGUUGAGAGUACGUGUCAUUCGUGGUGAUAAGCUCGGCAAGCCAAGUAGGCGAGAUUCAAAAGUAGCCGAGAUGAUUGAAGCAGAGGAGAAAGCUUCUUCGGCAGGCACCAAAGUUGCAACGGUUUCGCCAACAAGGAAAUCCCAUACAGCUCCUGUAGGGACAUCGUUUCAAACCGCCAACACUCGUAAGCUGGGUCGAAAAAUUGAAAUUGUACUUAAAAAAGGACCUCACGGACUUGGUUUUAGUGUAACCACCCGCGACAAUCCAGCUGGUGGACACUGUCCAAUCUACAUUAAGAAUAUUUUACCACGUGGAGCAGCCAUUGAAGAUGGAAGACUUAAACCUGGUGAUAGACUACUAGAAGUAGACGGACUACCAAUGACGGGAAAAACUCAAACUGAUGUCGUGUCGAUAUUAAGAUCAACACAGCCAGGUGCUUCUGUAAGAAUUGUUGUCUCAAGACAGCAAGAGUUGGUGGAAGUUGACGAACGUGAAAUUAACUUUUCUGAGGAAAAUGAACUGGCAACAGGUACACCACCAAAACCUCCGGCUCCUGUAUUCCCUAAUUCUGAAGUCAAGAAAUCAAGUAGUUCGAGAUCAUUAUUUGAACAACAUCAACUACAACAACAAUCAAACUUAAAUGAAUCUCAGCACUUUAUCGAUGGUGGAAGUGAAUCGGCAGCUUCUAGCGAUAGCCUUCAAGCUGGUAUUGCAUGGAGAAGCCGAGAAGUGCUAACAUUCCACAUACCUGUGCAUGACACAGAAAAAGCCGGCCUUGGAGUUAGUGUCAAAGGAAAAACUACCUCUUCAAAUUCUUCAAGUGGCAGCAAUGGAUCAAUGAAGCAUGAUGGAGAUUUAGGAAUUUUUGUUAAGAACGUCAUUCAUGGUGGAGCUGCAUCGCGUGAUGGCAGACUUCGGAUGAAUGAUCAGUUAUUGAGUGUAAAUGGGGUGUCCUUGUUGGGUCAGAGUAAUGCCGAAGCAAUGGAAACCUUGCGUCGUGCCAUGGUCAAUACACCCGGCAAGCAUCCAGGUGUAAUAACACUCUCGGUGGCAAGAAAAAUUACAAGAUCUCACAGCUCUGGUGAUAUACUAGAGAGUAGUAGCACCAAUGAUAGUUCAAAUACAAGUGAGAAUUCUGGAGCAACUGUUAUCUAUCUUAGCCCAGAUAAAAAGGAUAACCGAGAUAUGAAUAGAUGGAGCAAUCCCGUAUUAGAUCGUUUAACCGGAGGAGUUUGCUCGUCGAACUCAAAUCAAAAUCGCCGUCAACCGCCCCCACUCUCGAAUACAGUUCCACAUGGACUUCGUAAUGAAAGUUAUUAUAUGGCCACAAAUGAUACAUGGUCGCCGUCACUGCAAUCGCCUCAAAUGCAUGGAAAUCAUGUUAACAAUUCAGUUUUAAUAGAGGAUGAUCCAGAACCAAUGUCACCUAUCCUUCCAAAUCGCCCAAAUGACUCUGUUAGUACACUUCAAAGUACUAUAUCGAAUGGUGUAAAUUUCGAUGCCACUUACUCGUCACAACUAAGCCUUGAAACUAAUAAUUCUGGUGCUGAGCAUUUUAGUCGCGAUGCCAUUGGCAGACGUUCAAUAUCUGAGAAACACCAUGCAGCAUUGGAUGCACGUGAAACUGGAACCUAUCAACGUAAUAAAAAAUUACGUGAAGAUCGUGAAAGAGAACGUCGCCUUCAAUUGACAAAAUCAGCAGUAUUUGGUGGAUCGGCUGAAUCGAUUUCUACAAGAAUAGCCAAUGCUAAUCAUCAAAUGUCAAAUGGCAAGAAUCAUCAAUCGAAUGAUUUGAGAUCUGAGGCUAUGGAUCAACUUGGUGAAUUGGGUCCUUCGUUGGGCCUAAAGAAAUCAUCUAGUCUCGAAUCACUGCAGACUAUGGUGCAGGAAAUUCAAAUGUCUGAUGAACCGAGAGGACCAAGUGCUUUAAGAGCUCCACGGGGUCGUGGCAGAGAGGAUAGUUUGAGGGCCGCUGUGGUUGGUGAACAUGAUACAAACAAAGCCCGCAAGCACUGGCUGCUUGAAGAGGCCGAUUCUGAAGGUGGAUUCCCUAAUCGAAAUGGUCCAUUCCAAAGUUCCCUUAACGAUGGCAAGAAUAAAAGUCGUGCAAAGAAACCAAGUAUACUUCGUGGCAUUGGUCAUAUGUUUAGAUUUGGAAAAAAUCGUAAAGAUGGUGUUGCUCCAAUGGAACCACAAAAUGACUAUACAAUGACCGUUAAUCAAUUGCCUCCACAAUUACCACCACCAAAUGGUUCAAUACCCACAGCUGCUUUGAGUAUAGACCGUGGUGGAAAAAUUGCUCCUCCCAUUUAUCAGCCACCACCGCCUCCACCUCCAGCAAGUAGUGGACAAAGUUCAACAUCUUCGAAAUCAUCAUCAUCGACUGCAAUUCAUCAAAAUGAUAUAUUUAAUCAUCGAUAUCAACACUAUGCAAAUUAUGAAGAUCUGCAACAACACCAAUUAAGUGAUGAACCAAGUCAGGAUGUUUUGUCUGAAUCCACCUUAGAAUGCAUGCGGCAACAAGUUAUUCGACAGCGAAAUAAAGUCGAGGCAGAGAGUCGCCGUCAUCAACACUAUCACUCUCAACGAAGUACUCGAAGCCCUGAAGUAAACCUGCACCAAUGUCAACUUGGUGGUGGACCAGGUUCUCGACCAGCUUCAAGCUAUUACGAAUAUGAAACAGUUCAACAUAAUGUUUCUCGAAGCCAUAAUAACUCUCAAAAACAGCAGCAUGCUAAUAAUAAUAUACCGUCCAUAGCUGAACAUCAUCAACAACAGCAGCAACAACAACAGCAGCAGCACCAACAGCAACAACAACAACAACAGCGUCACUGGAAAUCGGCAACUUUGAAUGGUUUCAAUCCUGCAACUCUUAACAGUAGUGGACGUAGCAGAGGACCAUUUGUCACACAAGUCACAAUUCGGGACCAAUCGCAUCUAAAUAAUACAUCAUCAGUAAAUGCCAGUGCUCAGCAACCUACAUACCAACAGGUGCAUAAGCUAUCUUCGUCGUCCCAUCAGCAAAGUGCACAGCCGCACGCUUCAAAAGUGUGACUAUAGGCUUGGAGGGGCUUCGAUUUUUUAAUGGAGUGCCACCAAUGUUCGCAAAGUGAAUUGAACAAAUCAAAGAUAAAUUAACUAACCUUUGGAGACUGCUAACCACAUACAUAGUAAGGAUAAGAGAAAAAUGUUAAAUUAUCACCUUUAAGGAGAAACAAAAAAUAUAUAUUGUAAUAUUUAAACUCUGUCAUUCCUUAAGCAAAAAAAAAAAAACAUAAAACUUUAA